This is a messenger RNA of Cladophialophora bantiana CBS 173.52, 330 nucleotides long. RefSeq lists its product as uncharacterized. The transcript is spliced from 2 exons. Bases 1 to 330 code for a protein of 109 amino acids. NCBI's taxonomy places the organism in Eukaryota, Fungi, Ascomycota, Eurotiomycetes, Chaetothyriales, Herpotrichiellaceae. The record is from RefSeq and is a predicted model, not a curated record.
AUGUCGACCCUAUCUGGCCAGCAAGGCGCUGGCUCUAAAGAGAAUCCGCCGGGCCAAAGUUCGUUAGGUUCAAUCAGUAACAUCGUCCUUAACCGAUACCUGGGCAGCUCGAGCGUAGAUAGAGGAUAUCAGGGAAGCCAAAGUCAGACCUCCAAUCCUGAGAAGUCAUCAAGCGAAACAGUAAGAACAUCUGAUGCUCUAAGUGGACUCGGCUCCUCAGACGAAGGUGAAGGUACAAGGGGUACUACUGCGGGCGAGUUUGCUGGAGAAGGUCCAAGUGUGCAUACCGAGGCGCAGCGGUCACUUGCCGAAGGAGCAAGCCAUAGUUGA